Molecule: messenger RNA, 3264 nt
Organism: Pedinophyceae sp. YPF-701
Lineage: Eukaryota; Viridiplantae; Chlorophyta; Pedinophyceae
Source: the annotation of a GenBank genome assembly
AUGUACGCAUCGGGUGGCAGAGGCGGGCGCGGGCUCGGGCGCGGGCGUGGGCAUGGCCGCAACGGUGGAGACCGCGAUGGCGGGCGGAGUGGCAACCAAGGCGGGCGUGGGAGUGCGCGCGAUCACUUUUCGAAGGAUGACAAGGCCGACAGGGCGCAUCGCUUCCUGUUCGCGGUCACACGCGAGGACGCGCGCCCCCUCCACGCAUCAAGCGGGCCUCCGAGGUUCGUGCGGGCCCUGCACGACCUGGCGACGAGCGGUGCCCCGCAGGCCGCCCUGAACCUGCUGAGCGACCAGUCCAGCUCGGGUCUGCUGCGUCUCGCCGAGGCCCUCGACGUCCCGGGCGACGGGUGUUUGCCUGCGACGCUAGGGGUGCUCCUGGCGCUCCGAGAGGCCGGCGCCGUGGGCAUCGGCGCGACGGCGGCGGGCGCGGGGCCCGUCCAGGUGACGCUGCUGCGGAGCUGCCGCUUCGUCGACGCCGCGCGGCAGCUGUCGCACGCGUCGGUCGUUCCUCCUCCGGGGGGGUUCCUGGCCGUGGCGGAUCCGGACGGGGUGCGCGUGGGCGUGCCCGAGGCCGCGUCGCUCUUGCUGCAGGGGAUGAUGUCGAGCGUACAGGGCGCGGAGGGUGUGCUCACGUCCGACAAGCUGGCGGAGCUUGUGGCAGCGGCGGAGGCUAUGUCCGGCGUGGUCGGCGCGCCGGACGCGGGCUCCGGGGCGGCUCUGGCAACACGCGAGCUCGAGACGCUCGUCGCGAUGCUGGAGCGGCGCAGCGCCGAGUUCACCGCGGCGCUGCAGCGGCGGGACCGCGCCGCGCAACGCGCUGCGCAGGAUGCCGACGCCGUGCCUGCACGGUGCAAUGCUGGCGCUGCUGCCGCGGACGGGGGCGCGCCGCGCCCCCCGGUGCCCAGGGCCUUCGCCGCGCUCGUGGCUGCGGAGGCGGGGCUCAAGGCCGGCGUCCGUCUCAGCCGGGAUGUGGCGCGGGCUGCGCGUGUCGCGCCGCUGCUGCUGGUGACCGUGCUGGUGGCGUGCCGCGCCGUUGGCGGCGUCGUCGCGGCGCUGGAGGAGGUGGAGGACGGCGGCGCGUGCGGGGCGGAUGUCGCGGACGGCGCGAGGGAGGCGGACGUCGAGACGGCUCUCAAGGAGCACAAUAUGGCGGCCGAGGACCCGGAGGAGACGGAUGGGUCGCACGUGGUGGUGGGCAAGGCCGGGCGCAAGGCGCUGGCCGCGCUGGCCAAGGCGCUGGCGGUGCUCGCCGUCGCCAUCCUCCACGAGCGCGAGCAUCCGGCGAUGGUGAAGUCGACCUCGCCGGGGCAGUGCGUGUCCCGCGCGGUGGCGAGCCUGCUCACGCGGACGGCGACGGCGCGCUGCUGCCCGGGCGCGGCGGGGCGGGCGGGAAGCGAGGCGUGCCGCCACUGCCAUCCGACGGCGCAGCAGGAAGGCGCUCCCGCGCCCCGGCGGACCUCCCCGCGCGGCGGCGUGCCGGCCGAGGCCGGCGUGCCGCAGCCCCCCGACGCGUGGGAGCGCGUCGACCUGCUGCUGAAGGCGCUGACCGACCCGGGGAGCGUGUGGGACAAGGCGGGCGACGCGUACGCGGAGUGCGUCUGGGCGGGGCCCGAGAAAGCCGGGGGCCAAGGCGGGCUCCUGCUCGGCAUGGCGAGCGCUGUCGCGGAUGCCUUAACCACGAAGCGGGAGUCGCUUGCAGAGGCGUCGACGUACUGGGCCGACAAGGGGUGGGCCUGGUCCGCGGCCGUUGCCCGGGACGCCGAGAAGGACAUCGACGAGGGGGCGGUGGCGCGCCAGUGCGGGCCCUACAGGCUGCUCGACUCCUAUCUGGAGGAGGCGCUGGAGCUGGCGUGGCGCUGCCCGGGCGCGAAGAAGGACCGCGUGCCGGGGAGGACGAACGUGCGCGACGAGGGCCGAGAGGACUCGCGCCGCAGCGGGCGGGUGGCCGCGUCGAGUGCCAGGGCGGCCGAGAGGACGGCUGCAAGGGCGGCCGCUGCAGAGCAGUCGACGUCGCAACACCACCCUCGGCCCAAAACGGGGAGGAAGCGCGCGCCGACCGACGACCCCGCCGGGAUCGGCGGCCGUUCCGCGGGAACGUCAAAGAAGCGCGCCCGCGCGGACGGGGGCCAGGCGCCUGGCGGCGAGGGGCCUGCUUUGGCGCGGUCCAGGGACGGCGGAGCUCGCGCGGUCGAGGGCGGCGACGGCGGCGGCGGGGGCCGGGGGAGCGAUGUCGAACAGCACUCCGACGGUGCAGCCGGCUCGCCCGCGCGUCAGCGGGGGGCGGGUGCGGGUGGGGACCCGCAGCAGCGGACGCCGGAGGCUGCCGGGUCCGGGUCCGGGCUCCGCGGCGACGGGGUGCUCACGGUGCGGCACGACAAGGAGCCGAACGCGGUGGCGGUGGCGGCGCGGCGGAUCUCGGAUGAUGCGCUCUCGCUGGACGCGUCGCUGCUCCGCCUCUUCGCCGUGUCCCACGGGCUGGUGACGUCCAAGGCGGCGGCCGUGGACGUGCUGGCCGGGGACGACGACGACGGCAUGGUGCAGCUGGCGGCUCGUGUGCGCGGCGCUCUCCAGUCGGUCUCGCACGGGCUGCGCAUUCUGGGGCUCGCGGACGUCCACGACCCGUCGGAGGUCGCGACGGGGUUGAUGUGGCCGCAUGAUGCAUCCUCGCCUCACGAGUUCGUCGCGAAGAUGGCCGAGGUCGGCGGCGCCGACCCCGGCGCGAUCGUCCUGGCGCCACGGCGCUUGGUGCCUCUGCGCCCGGCCGACGCGGAGGUCAUCCGCGCCGCGGAGGCCGGGCGCAGGGCGGGGGUCGCGGCGAUCUGCGAGCAGGAGGAGUUCAAUGCCGCGACGAUCAAGGACAGCGAGCUGCGCGGCGAGGGCUUCUCGGGCGUGGUGGGCGACGCAUGCGUGGCCCCCUACGCGCACCCCCCCUUCCUCUCUCGCCCGCCCCCGGCGGACGUUCCCGUCCCUGGGAGGUCCGACGUGGUGCUCUGCAGCCAGACGCGCGCCCCGCACCCCGCGGACUACGCCAAGCGCGCCGAGAGCGCCGAGGAGGCCAACUGCAGGUGGUUUACGCGUGGGCGGGCCAAGGCCCGCCCGGACGGGGCCGCGCCGGCGCGUCUCACCGACGAGGAGCUCGCCGACGUGUGGCUGCCGGGCCUGAAGUUGACCAAGCCCUUGGGUCGGGGCGACGCGCUCGUGCUGCCGCCGGGGCGGCCGCCCUGGCCGGCCGCUUGGGAGGACAAGGAGCCCGGGACGUGA